GACCGGUCUCGCACGGCUCGCCCAUGCGCUUUGCGCGUCGAAAGCAUGCAGCGCGCCUUUUGCGAUUGCUCUCCCUUGUGCAGGUCACAUGCCUUCCAGCACAGCACAAACCUGGGGCUCGAGUGAAUGUUCAAUGUUCUGGAGUAACACUUCACAUGGUUCUUCGGAUGGCUGCAUGGUUGCUUCGCUUGGGCCUCCUUGGCUUGGCCACUUGGAACUGUCAAACUCGGAUUUUGCCACUCCCAGUUGCAGACACGGAUGUCUUGAAAAGACCUCAGAUGUUGCAGGUGAGCGGCGUGCCCCGCGAGUCACCGGACUUCGACCCCGAACUGCACGUGCCGGACAUUUCAUCCUCCGAGGAGGUGCCUCAGGAGGAUCGGCGUGAGUCAGAGAAGGGCUGCCACUGGACUGCCCGGCUGAAGAUGGAAAUGUGUGGACAAGAUGGAUGCCAUGAGUCUGAGAUCCUCGCCUUCGACUUCCAACGUCGUUUGUGGGACUUCUAUGAGGGAAAGAGCAGUGCUCCACCAUUGGAAGAAGCCUCCUUGAUCAAGAGCAUGCCUUUCGACGAAUUGCAUGGAGCCUUUCAACUCUGUCCUGGCAUGGUGGUCUCAGGUUUGCUUUUGUUUGCGGAGGCGCAUUACUUUGCUUUUCCCCCGCCGGCUGACUCCAGAGAUCCCUUGCACAUGGCCAAGAGCUACAUGCAGUUUUUGCUCAAUUCGGACAGAGAAGAGUUCGAGACGAUGACUGAGAUGUGGCCAGUGCUAGAGGGGCAGCACCGCGCCGAGCUGGCUCGAGCGGAGGCGACCUCGAGAGAUUCGAGCGAAGUACCAUCCGUUGAUAUAGUGAUCGCCCGUUGCAGUACGACGUUGCGGUGGCUGUGGUCGCUGCCGCUCCCUCCACAGGCCCGUGUGGUUGUUUACAGCAAGUGUGAGGAGCGCGAUGGCAACCUCGAGAGGCAGCUUGAAGGCCUCGUCGGACGAGUAGCGCAGAUCCUGGUAGUGCCAAUGCAAGAUGAGGGGAAGUGGAUGACAGGUGAGUGUACUGCUUACUUGCGCCACAUUUUGAAUGGCCUGGCAGAUGCUGCGCCAAUCAACUCCUUGGCAGAUUACACGGUCUUUAUCCAUGAUGAUGCUCCUCGUCACUUGAAGCCUGAUUUCUUGUCCAUCAUCUUCCGCAGCUUGACUCAUGGAUCAUACACAGCAGACUAUCUCAACAUUGCUCAUGAGCGUUAUGUAUCUGCUUCCACACCUUGCCUGAGAUCGCUUUAUAAGCUGGUGUUCGGUGAGGAGCUUCAGGGUCGCCUUUCCACCUACUGCUGCGGUCACUUUAUCGUCAGCUCCAAGCGCAUUCGUAGUGUUCCUCCGGAACGCUUGGAAAACCUACUGUCUGCAGUGCAACAGGGGGCUUACACGGCCCUGGCCGGUGGGCUAUGUGAAGUUGCGAACAUGCCCUGUUAUGUCGUGGAGUAUUUGUGGCACGCUGUUCUGGGCGAGCCGGGGUUGUUGCCAUGGCGAUCGGAAGACACGCGCUUGCCCUUGGCACUUCGCUUUGAAGGUGGAAGAGAUACCCGCCUACCGUCUCCUAUCCGCUUUUCCUCCUACAUGCAGUCGAAGCUGAGCUGAGCUCGGGCGUUUUCCCGACUCCCGGGACACUGAGAGACACCACCGCGCGCUUUCGGAAGCACCGGGUCCACGCGACCGGGUCGAGCAGAUGCCGGUGGACAUGUGGGGUGGAACGCCCGGUGGAACGCCGUUGGAACGGACGACGGUGCGGAUGCCGCGGUGACGACAGGUGAACGGACCGGUUGCAACUGAGCUCUUGGGAGGUUUCCGCAGCGGGACUCGCAUCGCCGUGCGAAACGAGGACCUUGGCACGGCUGGAACGGCAAAAAGUGCUGGCUUUUGCAGCUCGCGGAAAGAGCAGUGGCUGAGAGAACUUCUUGGCAGGUAGGAGUCAUGUGCAGGAUAUAUUGACUUGGUUGCC
Durusdinium trenchii is the source of this 1983-nucleotide messenger RNA. NCBI's taxonomy places the organism in Eukaryota, Dinophyceae, Suessiales, Symbiodiniaceae. The record is from the annotation of a GenBank genome assembly.